CAUUCGCAGCAGCAGCAAAAGUCGUAGUUUUGCGACGAACACAAUCGCAGGGCGAGCUGCAAAAACAUGACACCGUUCCGUGUUUGUUUAUAAUCGAUUCACACACCACACCAACAAGCGGGAUGAAGCCAAUGCAAAGUUGGCCCGCAUAAAAGUGCAGUUUUGUUAUUUUUUUUUUUGGUGCAUUCUACCCACGCGAGCUGCUGACGGAAAACAUUGUGCUAGUUUGUAAAACGCAAACCGAUGCUGAAAGCGGGCAGAAGAAUAUUCCCUUGUCGUGCUGCUGCUGCUGCUGGUGGUGCUGGAACCUGCACCUGUCUCCUCUUUGGUAUUGGUGAUGGUUCCGAAUUGUGGCGAAUUUUGGCAAUGUCAUUCGAAGGUUUCUUGCUGUAGAUGAGGUGGUCUCCUUAUUUGGUGCUAUCCUGCUGCUAGCGUAUGUGCAAAGUGCAACGCACCACUGCUCCACCAGGUCACCACCGUAACGGGUCUCAUCGUAGUUGGCCGGAUUUCCGCGUGUGUGUCGUGUGUGUGUGCGUGUGUGUGCGCUACCACCACCAUCCGGGGUGAUGGGUGACGAGCUGGACAUGAACUUUGGGGGUUUGCGGGACAAGAAUGAGAUCAUCCGAAAGUACGUGGACAACCUGAACCGUCUGCGGCAUCUGGCGGCCCGGCGCGGCCAAAUCAGUGAGACCGAGUUCAACAACUACCUGAUCCGGCACUACUUCCACAACAACAACAUCAUCAACUACAUCUUCGACAAGCACACGAGCCGCACCCUGCUGAAGACGGUGAUCGAGCGGAAGAAAAAGAUCAUCAACUUCAUCUUCCUGCUGGUGACGCUGUUCGUCGUGUUCUCGUACAAGCAUGAGGUGUCGACGAUUGUGCUGCGCAACAUCCAGAGCUUCAUCUACCCGGGGAUGCGCUUCUGGCGGAAGGCAACCGUACCGAUCAUCGCCUCGUAUCCGGCCCUCACCGAGUACUACGACGAAAGCUGUCUGCUGACCAAUCCGUACUUUCAGGUGGAAAAUCUCAACUGUGAUCCGUGCGCGGACGUGGCCAACGUGCUCGAUUUCACCGCCGUGCAUGAACCGCGCUCGUCGCUGGUCGCUUCGACCGCCGUCAAUUAUCCGUACAUUUUCAAAACACAAAAAGAGCUGGUCGACAUCGGCAGUUUGCAGGCGCUGGUCGAACAGCACCGGUCGGUCUUUACCAAGGAUGCGUACCGGGUACAGUCGACUGACGAUGCCAUCCACAACCUGGACGAUCUGUUUCGAGUGUUUGCGAACGUUAGCGGGACCACCGGUGGAGUGACCGGCGGUCGCGGGACGAAUGCACCCGAAAGCCACAACGUGUGGCGUUGCAACCGGAUGGAACCGGCGCGGUUGUUGCGUAGACUGUUUCCCCGGCCCAACCGGUUGCCGGCGACGGGCGUUAGUUUGGAACGGUACCUGCUAAUCGAUACACCGCAGGCACCGUUGUACAGCGUGCCCGAUGCGGAGUGUGCCAACAUGUUCGUCAUCCAGGGUAGUGGCAGCCGAACGUUUAUGUUACGACCCACGCAAGAAUGUAGGCAUCGCUGCCGGACGCUCUCCGUGCGGUUGCCGCCUUACUAUGGAUUGAUCUACAACUGGUGGUACUGGAGGCCAGUAUCGUUGCCGGAAUUCACCGCCAAAACCCCAUCGAUUAGCUACGUAGGCAGUUACUGUUGAAAACACGCAACACCACAACACACCACCAACCAACCAAUGCCAAUCGGCGGGGACUGUUGGCCGAACCGUUUCCCUCCGCCCUUGCUGGGAUGCAAUGUGUACAGAGUGCGUGGGUUCCCGAUUCGUCCGGCCUGUUAUUACUCAACGCCAGUGAUUGUGUGAUUAGAACUAGUAGCAUAAUAGGACAGAAUCAACGAGUAAGCCAGACCUAAUUAUCAUAGCUUGCUUCGCUAUCUAAAAUGAACAUACCGCCGGACACGACAUGUGUAUGGAGGAACUAGAGAGUGACGAGGGUUACUUUGAUCGUUUAAAUUAUUUUUCAGCAACACGUGCGUACCUUGUUUUGAGCCAAAAAGAGGAAGAAAUGAAGAGAGAGAGAGAGAGAGAGAGAGAGAAAGAGAGAGCGAAUCCCAAACGAACACCUAAAACGGGUGGGCACUAAUAACGCAAUGUCCGUAGCGUGCCAGUCAAGUAUAUGAAUGUGUAUAUAGGAUGUACGUAUAUUUAAAGAUGUAGUAGCGAACGAAACCAACAAACGCGCAUACCAUUGUUGUUCAGGUCAGUAAGAAGAAGCGUCCACAAGUUGACAGCAAUGCACGGCUUAAGCUAGGUAACGUGUCCGGAUGGUUUGAAACAUUCGAGACGAUCUUUUUGAUUGACCUGCAACACAGUGUAAUCUAAUGAGCUAUAAUAUGUAACGAAAAAAACGGCACAAAAGCGAUCGUUUAAUUUAGUAGCAGCACGGCGUACUAACAAAUGCAAGAGCUAGUUUAAUAGGCGUGCUUUAAACAAAGCACCUAAGCCUACUACACCUAUGCACUCAUGCACACACACACACACCCAAACGCGUGUUGUUUGCCAUGUGAUCUGCAUCGUAAUGAUAUUUGUUUGGAGUAAAGUAAUCAUCCAAGAAGGCGGCAAAUUUUGAUCUAAGGUUCUAAACCACAAACAAAUGAGAUUUUGUACGCUCCACUGGUCCCAGAGCGAGAGACUGUAAAAAAAAAUGAACAGGUUUUGUUUAUAUAGUUUUCAAUCAAUUAGUCUAGAAGUGAGGAACGUGUACGUUCGCGCAAGUUUUCCUUUGCUUCGCCCUCCGGGAAGGUAAGAACAAGGAUCUGAUUUUCGUUAAUGGAAGCCCGAAAGCCGAAAGAUAAGGAGAGAUUAAACAUGCCGCAACAUACGGAAAAAGGACAAGAAGAAGGCUUGCUUAAAACUUGUUAUUAUAACAAAAAAGAAGGGUAAGGCUAAGCUUAGGUAGCUUGGAACAUAGAACGACGGACGAUUUAAGUAAACAUUUUUGUUCCGGUAAACCAAAUGCAAUCAAACAAAGCAAUUCAGAAUGGCCAUAAAAAGGUUUUAAUAAACUGAAUCAACGCAAAGGUAGCCAACAGAAAAGGGUUAUGGUGCGAGUAACUGAACACAAGAACAAGAGCAAGGUGUGUGAUAUAAUGCGCUGGUUUUACAGAAGAAACAAAUGACGAAAACUAAUGCUUAUCAAAAGUUUUAUUCACAAAACAGUUUCUUGGGUUUAGGGGUUUCCCUCAGUUUACAAAAACAAAAGCCAAACCGGAGAUUAAUGCUCAUCUCGAAUGGGUCAUUUCUUACAGAAGCUUUCGUGCCGAUCGAGUGACAACAUGUUUGAGACGCAGCUAUUAUGGAAUUCCGGAACAGAACCUGUCUUAAAGUGGUAACAGUAACGCAACGCGAGAAGGCAUGAACAUGAAGUGAAGGGAAACACCGAAAACAGUAGGAUAAAUCUAGUUAUUCAAAGAGGGUAUUCAGCAAAGAACCAAAAAAAAAAAAA
Molecule: messenger RNA, 3513 nt
Organism: Anopheles stephensi (Asian malaria mosquito)
Lineage: Eukaryota; Metazoa; Arthropoda; Insecta; Diptera; Culicidae
Exons: 2
Coding region: 567-1709 (380 amino acids)
Source: RefSeq, a predicted model, not a curated record